CUCGUGUUGCCGACUCUCAGCAGCUACAACAAUGAGUGCGAGCAGAGCUUGUUUGGCUAGUUUGAAUUGAAGUUUUCUUCAGUGAAACUGUCCGUAAUAUUUCACUACAUGUGCUCUCUGGGUUUCCAAAGCACUGUAUUAAAUGGAGCUGGAGGACCAAUGGUGGAAAGGACAACUUGCUGCAGAUAUAUACCGGGCGCUGCGAUACAAAGAGCUCAAGUUACCUUCCUUCAAAGGUCAGUCCCCUCAGCUCAAUUUGAGGCGAUACUUCGCAGACCUCAUAGCCAUUGUCAGCAACCGCUUCAGGCUCUGUCCUACGGCCAGGCACCUGGCCGUCUACCUGCUGGACCUCUUCAUGGACCGCUAUGACGUCACGGUGCAGCAGCUUCACAUGGUCUCGCUCUCGUGUCUUCUUCUGGCCAGUAAGUUUGAGGAAAGGGAGGACCGGGUGCCGAAGCUGGAAACACUAAACAACCUGGGUUGCAUGAGCUCCAUGAACCUGGUCCUGACCAAGCAGGGUUUACUGCAUAUGGAGCUGCUCCUGCUGGAAACUUUCCAGUGGAACCUGUACCUCCCUACGGCGGCCCAUUUUACAGACUACUACCUCUCUAUUGCGGUCCAUGAGGGUGAUCUGCAUGAUGGCUGGCCUAUGACAUGCCUGGAAAAGACUAAACUAUACAUGGCCAAAUAUGUGGAUUACUUCCUUGAGGUUUCCUUGCAAGAUCAUGUCUUUUUGUGUUUUGCACCUUCACUGGUGGCUGCUGCGUGUGUGGCCGCCUCACGCCUGAUCCUUCACCUGUCACCUACAUGGCCACCCCGACUGCAGCGCCUCACGGGCUACACAUGGGAGAACCUAAUCCCGUGUACAGAGAAACUACUCAUUGCACAUGACAGUGACGUCAAAGAGGCCAACAAGCAAAAGUGUCAGCAGCCCAACCAGCAGCAGCAGCAGCAGGGUCAGACAGUUUACCACACCUCAGCUCAGUACCUCAACCGAACAAAUGCGCAGUACCCCCAGCAAGCUCCACAGCCAGUCACAGCCCCUAACCACCUGCCUGCCUCCUACCUCAGCCACUCCACUGCCAACGGCCCCCAGAGCAUCAACACCCAAACCAUCUCCACGUCGCUGGAGCCAAAGUCUAACAUUCCCAACAGGGCAUUCCAAGUCAGCAUGCACUAUACUUGCACUGCUCCGUGCUUUGACAGAUGAUGGAUUUCCAAGGUUUAGUCAUUUUGGAAGAGGUAGAGUUAAGAUACUGCCAUUCAUUUCACCGGAUCAGAACAAGAUGAAGAGGGAGGAAAAAUGAAAAAAAAAAUCUUGUUUUUAAUUUGAAGAGUCUUGAUGAGAUUGGUGCAGCACUUUGAAUCACAGUACACAAUGUGCAAUAUGCCAAGUCUGCUGUAGUUUUCUUAUUUGUUUUUCAAGAUGGGUCAGGUAAGAAUGUAGUCGUGAAUUGCCUCUUGGCACAGUUUGCACCCUGUAUCCACUGUCACUGUUACUGCGUUACAGACCAAAAGUCUCGUAUUCAGUUAAGCCAAAGUAUUUCAGAAAUACUAUAUGUACAGUUACUUUGUGCCUUUAGCCAUCGUGACUAUUAGUAUAAGUUAAAACUGCAGUAACAAAAGGGGAUUGACAUUGUUUUGUAGUUGACGUGAGAGUAAAUGUUUCUGUAGCUUUGUGGGUUUUUUCCACAAAAACUAUUUUUGUUUGUUUGGAUGAAUGUCAUUUGUAAGACAAGGAAAUAAUAUACCCCCUAGAUGUCACAACGUACAGUAUUAGCAGAGUAAAUGUUCUCAUGUGGAUGGAGGACAGAGUGCAUUCUACAAUGACUGUUUUAAAUAAAAUAUAAACCUGUGUUAAACUGUGA
Messenger RNA from Neolamprologus brichardi, 1868 nucleotides. RefSeq names its product cyclin J (gene ccnj). The record is from RefSeq and is a predicted model, not a curated record. Lineage: Eukaryota; Metazoa; Chordata; Actinopteri; Cichliformes; Cichlidae.